GGAGGGCCGCGGGGCGGGGCGGGGCGCGGCGCGGAGAGGGGCCGCCCCCCCGCCCCGCUCCGCUCCGCCGCGCCGCGCUGCGCUGCGCGCCCGCCGUCGGUGCCGGUGCGGCCGAGGGCGGCGGCGGUGGCGGUGCGGCGGGCGGCUGCCCCGCGGCGCCCCAUGGCCGGGCACGAGUGGGACUGGUUCCAGCGCGAGGAGCUCAUCGGGCAGAUCAGCGACAUCCGCGUGCAGAACCUGCAGGAAACCUGCAGAAGAUUGGAGUAUUGUAUCAAGUGCUGUUAACAUUCCUCUCCUGGCUGGGUACAGAUAUGAUCUCAUGGAACAGCAAUUGUGAUCCUUUGGAACGGGAAAAUGUACAGAAGAGGACCUUUACCAGAUGGAUAAACCUACAUUUGGGAAAGUGCAAACCUCCUCUGAAAGUGAAAGAUUUAUUUAUUGAUAUACAAGAUGGCAAAAUCUUGAUGGCUUUACUGGAAGUCCUGUCAGGACAAAAGCUGAUGCAUGAAUACAAAUCUUCAACCCAUCGCAUUUUUCGUUUGAACAACAUAGCCAAAGCACUUAAGUUCUUGGAGGACAGUAACGUAAAACUUGUUAGCAUCGAUGCAGCAGAAAUAGCAGAUGGAAAUUCCUCUCUGGUACUUGGACUAAUAUGGAAUAUAAUCUUGUUUUUUCAGAUUAAAGAACUCACGGGCAACCUCAACAGGAACUCGUCCUCUUCCAGCCUGUCAUCCGGGCCCAGUGGGCCGGAGUCGGACACAUCCCACCCAAGCACUCCAAAUGUAGAGAGAAACAUGUCUGUUACAGUGAAAGAUCAGCGAAAAGCCAUCAGAGCCCUUUUAAUCUGGGUUCAGAGGAAAACCAGAAAAUACGGUGUUGCAGUUCAGGAUUUUGCCAGCAGCUGGAGGAGUGGCCUCGCUUUCUUAGCUGUCAUAAAAGCAAUAGACUCUGCUUUAGUAGACAUGAAGCAAGCACUGGAGAAAUCAGCUCGGGAAAACCUGGAGGAUGCUUUCAGCAUAGCACAAAAUAAGCUUGGUGUUCCUCGGCUCCUAGAGCCAGAAGAUAUAAUGGUAGAAUCACCCGAUGAACAAUCAAUUGUGACAUAUGUGGCGCAAUUUCUGGAACACUUCCCAGAGCUGGAAGGGGAAGACUUUACAGAUCCUGACAAGGAGUUUCCAAUUGAGUCUACAUAUGUCCACAUCAAAGAUACACCUUCAGAACAGGAAGGCAAGAUCUUGAUUUUAAGUGAAAGUGAAGACAAUAUGUAUACUGUUAACCAUGAAAGGAGUCAUCCUGCUCCUCCAAAAGUUCAUAUUCAUGAUACCCCAGAGAGAAUCCAGUCAGAAACUGUUCCUGAAAAAUGUAAUGGUAAAGCGUUAGGUGAUUCACAGGAAACCUUUGACAAGGAGCCUAAGAGGCCUACCUCUCUGAAAAUUACAGGAUCUGUCAGUUUUGAAUCCAUUUCCUCUUGGGAAGUUCUUAGUGAUAAACUGAUCUCAGGUGAAGGGGGCAUAUAUGAUGAUCCACUGAAACAGAAUAAUGACCUUUCUCCAGCUGUUCUGACGGAUCAGAAAAAUUCUGUAGACUCUUUUGAAGACUACUCUGAAGAACUAACUAGAGAAACCCCUACUGAAUAUGACAAUGAAAGUAAGAGCCUGUCAGCCAAUACUUCUUCUUUGAGUCCGUCGUCUUGGACUUCAGGUAUACUUACAGAUGAAUCCAUAAAUAAAGUAGAAGAGACCAAACCCCAAGCUUCAACUUUUUUACCAGAAGAUACCUCAAAACAAGAAGAUAUGCAUAAAUACGGUCUUCAUCUUCCAAAUGAGCAAAUAUUGAAACUUCCAGAAAAUGAACAUACAAAGCAAUCACCUGUCUUGGAGACAACAGAAACUAACCAUUGUUUAUUGAAUAAUUCUAAUCUCAAAAGCCAAGACCUAUCUACAGUGCAUGAAACAGCUGAUGACUCUCCCUCAGAUGUACCUAAAAAUCCAGAGGACCUGGAUAGCUGUGAUGAAGUUGAGUCUUCAGCUGAAGUGUUACCCAGUUCUUCAAAAGUAUCCGUAAUACCCCAUGAUCUCUUUUACUAUCCACAUUAUAAUGUCCCCAUAUCAGCAGUUUUGGAUGCUUAUGUUGAGCCUCAUCUUGAAGAUUAUGAUAUUGGAAAUGACAAAUCUUAUUCUGAAUCAGUAACAGAUGUUUUACAUGAGAAGGGGAUCCCAGCGCAGAACUACCAGGAAGAUGCUCCAGAGUCAGUUUUAGGGAAUAAGCUAUGUGUCUCUCCAUCAGAAAUGAGUACUGAGAACCUAGAGAAGGAGAAAAUGGAUGCCAACGGUCACAUGAAUUCUUCCUAUGAAAAAGUGGCUUUACCAAUAGGAAAAGAGAAAGAAAUUGAAAAAGAUGGCAAAAAAGCCACCAGCCCUCAAGAUUCCACUAUUUUCCAGCAUCCUGAGGCUGAAGUAGACCAUCUAGAUGAUUUAUCAAAAGCUGUGAAGAUGCCAGAAAAAAGUAGUAAAAGGAAAGAAAAAAGAAAAAAUAUGAUCGAAGAUUUACAGAUUUCAAAAGUUGGAGCUACUACUCUAUCACUAGAUAAACUGGAAGAAAUUGCUGAUUGUCAGGAAUUUACCAGAACUAGUUACAGUGAUUCCAGCGUUUAUCUCCGAAAAAGGCUUCCUAAUACUUCUGAAAAGGAAACCUCUGGUGAAAAUGAGGAGAAGAUGACAGAUAUGGAUGAAAAGCUCAUAAUCAUCAGGAAGAAAAAAGACUUGGAAGCAAGUGAGACUCCAGCACCGACUCAGCAGACUCUGAGUACUGAACAACGAGAGCUGUUCUACCUCGUUGUCUUCCUCUGGGUGCUGGUCUACUGCCUUUUACUUCUUCCACAGCUUGUUAGCAACAAACCUUGAUCUCUGUGAGGUGUGUGGAAAAUAAAAGACAGUGGUCUGAUUGUUCUGUGUACCUGAAUAUGAAUAUGUUCCUUCAGGUGAAGCACAACUAUAAAUGUAGGACCUGGUAUUUGUGGUUAUUAUCAGGUUCUCCUAAUUUCCUCUACUGUUGUGCUUUGACUGUGUCUAAGCACAUUUUAUAUUAUGACAAUUGUGUAAAUAUAUAUAAAAAACCCUGAUUUAGUAGAUGCAAUUUUGUACAUUUGUGCCUUGCUUUAUAAUAUGCUUUAUAAUAUGCUAAAUAAAAAUGGAUAAUUAUCAGUAGAAAUAAGAACAGUUCAGAGCUCCAGUCUUCAAAAAUGAUUUUUCUGGCUUUAUUUACUGAUACGUGGCCCUACAGCUGUGGAAGAUGGGUGGUUUUUGAUUUGCCCAUGAAUCUGGCCCAUCUGAAAGGGCAGGUCUUGAAAUGGUCUUUCACAUUUUUCAUGGAUUUUUUGAUAGAGAUGGAGGUACAGAAUUUACUUAACCUAGGAUAUUGAAUAUAAUUCUAAUGGCAAUCCAGUGGAGUAUCAAAAUCAGGUUGGAUUUUAUUUGGGGAGGAGAGUUUGUUUUUUAAGGACUCAAAUUCAUUGUUGUCCUGCACCUGUCAUGUUUAAUUUGCAGUAACAAAUUGGUGUGGAGAAGUGUGAAGAACAUACAUUCUAGCUGCUUCUUAGAUCACAGGGGAAUUCUUAUUCCAGACUCUUCUGUAGAAAAUACCUGAAGAAGUACAUUUUUUGUGCGUUACUGAUGGUAGCCAUCUUUGAAAAGGUGUUCAAAAAGCUUAAUAAUUUUAUCAGGAACAGAUGCUGUUUUUUUUUUUUUUUUCCCACAGAGGUACCUCCCCACUUCUGAGGCUGCAUCUGCUUCCUUUUCCUUUGCACCUUUCCCUUAUCAGAUCAUAUGAAGAUUUAUUUCUUUUGAAGAUAUGAAAAGUAAUAGGCAACCUAAUCUGUUGCAGCAAUGUUGAAGCAGAAGUCAUGGUAAGAGGAUUAGAAAUAUCCUUUAGGUGCCCAAAACAAUAGAAGAAGAAAUGACAGAUGUAAAACUUGAUACAUAAAAAUGUUGACAGCCUAUAUUUACUCUCUAGUACAAGUGAAGAAACUUCUGUGACUUGUCCAUAGACACGAUUGUGCAUCUUUUAAUUUUUAUUCAGAUUAGUGAUCACUUUAGGGUAUUACAUUUAGAGUUUUAGCCAGAGGAGGAAAGAGAAAUCUUCAAAUUCAAUUUGAUAGCAAUAAUUUUUGCCCAUGCAACUUUUAGUGAAGUCAGUAUUUGUCAUCAGAACGUUUUUAGUUUCACAGUAUGCUUUAUGAGACUAUGUCAUGUUGCUGCUUCCACUUGAAAAUUCGUAAGUUUGACUUCAGUGGGCUUCAUAAAAGGAAUGUUUGGCUACAAUAUAUCCUUGAAGCAUUAGGGCUAGUGCUUUUUCUCCAAAGAACAGAACUUAAUACAGAAUCCUUAUAGCUUCAUCCUGAAAUCCAGUGAAUACUAUGCUGAAGCAUGGCAGCUCUUUAGUAGCAAGACGUAGCACUGUACAUUAGUUGGGGCAAAGUGUUAAUAGCUCUUCAUUAUGUGCUACUCUUCAUAGGCUCCCUUGGUUUAUGACAACCUUUUCUGAGCCUUUGUGUCCUAUUCUCUGGUUCUUGCAAGUCUCUCAGUCUUGAAGAUAAAUUAUCUGGAAUUGGAUUACAGACUCUUCAUAGAACAUUAAAUCUAUCAAAGUUAAAUCAAGUAAAACAACCUCCCUUCUGUCUUCUGUCCUUUCUCCUAAGAAUAUUAAUCAUAAUGAGGAGGUCUUUGGGUGUCUCAUCUAAACAAACAACUGAUGUCCAUAAAGAGUAAAAAAGUGAAUGCAUUGAUGUAGGCAAUUUCAUUAUGCAGUAUUUUCUUCCAACAAAGAGGAGGCCCAGGCUUUUCUUUCUUCCCUCCCAUUGAUGAACAGUGAUUGAAGCAGUGAAACAAGCAGUUUAAAUGUCAAGCAGCAUGCAGCAAUUACCUUGAUCAUCUCACCCAAUGUUUAAACUGAAGUGUGCUUUCAGGUCUAUCCCAUGAAGAGAUGGAGAUUGUUUCUAAUGUGCAAAAUAGAUGAAAAUAAUUCUAGAUAAAUCCAUUAUACUUGGCAUUUAGCUGCUUUCUAUAUUUGGGGGGGUUUUUUUGUUUGUUUGAUUGGUUGUUUUUUUGCUGUAACAGAACUAGUCUGUCUUACUCAGCCAUGCCAUGGGUAAGAGGAUCCAGAGUAAAGCAAUAAGAGUGAUUAUACUGGUAUAGUCUGCUGUGGAUGAAAAGAUACUGUACUCCGUAGGAGUUUUGUCAUUACCUGGAACUGCACAAAUGACACUGGCAUAAGCUCCCCCCACUUAAUAACAUGUGCCCUUUGAGUCGUAAGCCUGCCCCUAUUCGAAUGAGUGGUUCUUCCACAGCGCAAGUUCUCCCACAGUGCAAGUCCCUCAUUCCAAAAGCCCUAUUCUGAAAACAUUGCUUGUUAUUGGACUUUGAGUCCUGUUCUUAGCUUGGAGUCUAAAAGCCUGAUUGUAAAACAUCCACUGUGGCAAAACGUCCUGUUUUUAACUUGCUUGUUAGAGGACUGUCCUCAGGUAUCUGAGGUUUUAAAGACUGGUGGUCAGUUUGAGUACUCAUGUAUCCAUCUUCCAUCUUCCACCAGGUCUAUGCCCUGUCUGAAUAAGAAAGGUUUUUCUGAAUAAAGGCCUUAUUUUCUGAAAAGUGCUAAGCUGGCACUCACCUUGUUUGAUAUUUUGAUUUAGAAGCAGAAUUCACAUAUAUAAGGGUACUGAUCUGUUAAGUCCUUUUCUAAAACCAGUUCUUGUUAAGCAAACUUACAGGUAGCAGAGUAUUGUGAAGUGUAAGUGUUGGGAAGUGUGUGAGGAUCACUAGAUAAAAGGUGUUUGAUAUUCACAGAAGCACCUUGAAGACUCGGAGACAACUAUAUGAGUAUGGUUCAAUGCUAUUCUAGUACUGUAACUUAACUGCUAAGUGUUUUAUUGCAAUUUUAUAGAAAGUGCAAGAAAAGAAAUACUAUUAAAGUUAGAAAACCCCUAAACAUUUAGGGGGCAGAUGCUGCAGAGUUGAAGAACUGAGUUAAACAGUCACAUAAACUACGAACUGAAAUGAGCGUAGCCUUUCCCAAAUUGAAGGAAAUGAUCAAGACGAGGAUAGGGCAAGUACAAAUUACAGUAAAAAAUGACAAUCACUUUCAAUGCCAUGAAUAUUUUUGAUGGAUUGAGCUCUAAAAUGUAUUUUUAUUGAGUUUCUAGAUUGUAAUGAAUGCGUCUACAGAAUUUUAUGCAAAGCUUCAGAGUUCAGCUGUUUUAAAAAGAUUUUUUUAUAUAGCAGUGAUUAUUUUAUCUAUAUAUUUAAUAGAACUGUAAAACCAUUUUAAAAGUACCUGUAAAAUUCUAUGUAUGUGAUAUGCUUAUUUAUUAAUUAUGAAUAAUGAAUAUAAACAUUAAGCUAUGCAUCAGUUGCAUCAUCCAUUUGGAAACUGGAAAUAGGAGAAGAUUUCUUAAUGAACAGUAGCCUAGAAAAAUACGGGAAAUGAUCAAGUACAUUUGUGUGAUUCUUAAUGCUGUACAGCAAUAUAUCAUUUUGCGAUGUUAACUUUCAGCUUAAGUUGCAAAACAUACUGAGUGAUUAAGCUUUUUCCCUUAAAUUCACUUCCUAAGGCUGAAAUUUCUACAUGUUGAUAUUUAGUAUCUAAACACAUUUAAAUCCUUUACAUCUUCUCAUGACUGUCCGUUUAUUCUAGCUCAGUGUGACUGUGACUUCUUUAUCCAAGUAGUGUCCCAUUGAGUUUACUGGGGUGCUGUGCAGAUGUUAGGAUUUUCUGCACUCAUCCCCCCAGGAUCAGAACUUUAGAAGAUGUAUUGAACCAGUGUAGAUGCUCUCAUACUCAGCCAUCUAGUGAGGUAAUAGUUAAAAGGUAAUAGGGCAUUAUGACUUAUGCUAGCUUUAAGUACUUGGAGUCCCUUCUUGCCAAGCGCAGACUUGAAUGCAUCCAGUGAUGUGUUCAGUUCCUUGACUUCUGUGGAAGUCAAUGCAACCCAUCUGUGUGCUAAGCACACACUACAGGAUCUGGCCCUGAGGUGAUUUAAAUCAGCUUUAAACACAUAGGCCAGGAAGUAGCUAAAGCCUAUGUACUGCCGUAGAGCUGGAUCCCAACAAUUACAGCCUACACAAACAGUGCCACUGACUUCAGUUAAUCCCCUUCUAUGGAUAGGAUUUGCUUGCAUAAAUUCUGUAGGAUUAAGCCCUUAUUCUUUCUAGCAAGUUAAUAUGUGCUUCUAUUUUUCAUUAAGAGAGCAACAGAGGGGGGAAUGAAUGGUUGGAAUACAAUGGUAAGAUUACUGGUUGGAAUAUGUCUUUGAAAGUUCCCAGACCUUUACAGUUGAAGGCUCUUACCCUGGCAAUAAGUUGCCCACUUUGUUUUUAGUCGGGCUAAUAAACAGUGAAGGUGAAUGGAGGACCCCCUUACAAGUUUUUGUAUUUCCAUAUUGUGCAGUUAUUGUCAGGUAAAUAACAUCAAAUUCUUCCCCUCUGCAUACCACUGAUAAUGCUAAUUUAAAGCUGUCCAGCUCAUGGUUUUCCAUGUUCCAGUUUGCAUAGAGACAGGAACUGCGCUACAGCUUCUUUUUUUUUCCCCCCCCUCCAAAAGCACAAAAUUGCUGAAGCUAUUUAGGCAAGAGGAUGGAAUUUAUAUACACCUUCAAACAAUAUGAAAAAGACAUAUUCUGAAGGAGAUAGCUUCCUUCCUCUGUCCAUCUCUUGACACACAACUGUAGCCACAGAGGGCUCACAAUCUCCUUUAGCUGAGGAUUAAAAGAGAUAGAACUGACAUUUAACCCUUUUUUCUCAAGUGCCGUGUCUGCUUUGCUGUUAUCAUAACUGAAAUUGUAGAACAUCAAAGUAUUUCUUUCUUCCUCUGAAUGUGAGACAUGGAAAACUUCCUUCUGCCUCAGUGGCAUUUUUGAUGACUCCUUUCCAGGCAGCUGCUACUGCUAAUAAUGGAAAAUGAAAACUGUGUCAUUUUCUCACCAGCAGGAGAAUGUCUAAGUUUAUGAGUCUGGAACAUAAAAUUGUCCCCUGGGUGAUUAAUAUAUUUCUUUCUUCAUGAUAAGGUUAGAAGGGGCAAUAAAAAUAAUUAACCUUACCUCUAUGAGAAAUACUAAAACAUAACAUUCCAAGAAAUGCUAGGUUCUGGCCUUCACUGCUAUGUUCAGUUCAUGUACUAUUUUAUUCCCAAAGCAGCUUCAUUACUUUCACUCACCAUUCCUGAAGCCUCACAGAUUCAUGGAAUAUAUUUGCUCUGUGCCCAGACAACAACUCAUACAGUGGGGUCCUGAUCCAUGGCUAAUAUUAGACUAUAACAAAUAAUCACUAGUAUUUAGUUGGAAAUGACUGGUCUGACCUUAAGUGAAGUAACUUUUAAAUUAUGUGCUGCUCACUUUUUGAGAAGAAUAAUGAAGUCAACAAUUUUUAAUACUGAGUAACUUAUACAAGUCAUAUAUUUCUAUAUUUGUUGUAAUCAGAUAAAUUCAACUUCUGCUUUUCUCUUGAACAAAGCUUAUUUUAGUUGGCAUACCACUUCAUGAUAUCGUAUUCUUCUGUGUGAAUCCUGAAGAAACUGUUUCAUCCUUCUUGUUAAUUUUCUCCAGUUAAAGUUUAACUUGUAAAGUGCUUGUUUGCUAAAGAGUUAAUGAGAGACUGUUAUGGUGAAGAAAUCAUUUGUAAGUAAGGAAUGUACUAUUUAAAAUACAUGCUUCUCUUUGCCAAGUGGUCAGGAAUGAUGAUUAUUUAAAUGAGAAAAAUGCUGGGAGGAUUUGGUAUCAGAAGACAUACUGAAGAAAGUUUAUUUUUGAGUACUUUCAAAUACAUUUCUUCUGAAUGCUCUCAAUCAGUGGUAUAUAUUGAAUGUUUGUACUUGUUGCUCAAAGCUAAUUUUUGUGAGAAAGAAAUGUAUACUUGUGUAUAGUUGGUAUAAUAGAAAACAAAUUGUUUUUAGAAAUUGUUACUCUGUAAUAUGAAUAGUAUUUACUAGUGAAUAGUUCCACUUUAUUUUAUAAAAUCUCCAAUUUUGAAAUAAAUGGACAGGCUUCCUUUAUAUAA
Molecule: messenger RNA, 9044 nt
Organism: Dromaius novaehollandiae (emu)
Lineage: Eukaryota; Metazoa; Chordata; Aves; Casuariiformes; Dromaiidae
Gene: CLMN
Product: calmin
Exons: 14
Coding region: 312-2903 (863 amino acids)
Biological process (GO): nuclear migration
Cellular component (GO): cytoplasm; meiotic nuclear membrane microtubule tethering complex; nuclear outer membrane
Molecular function (GO): actin filament binding
Source: RefSeq, a predicted model, not a curated record